Messenger RNA from Thalassophryne amazonica, 1420 nucleotides. RefSeq names its product adenosine deaminase domain containing 2 (gene adad2). Gene Ontology annotation, molecular function: double-stranded RNA adenosine deaminase activity; double-stranded RNA binding; tRNA-specific adenosine deaminase activity. Gene Ontology annotation, biological process: adenosine to inosine editing; RNA processing. Bases 66 to 1397 code for a protein of 443 amino acids. The record is from RefSeq and is a predicted model, not a curated record. NCBI's taxonomy places the organism in Eukaryota, Metazoa, Chordata, Actinopteri, Batrachoidiformes, Batrachoididae. Gene Ontology annotation, cellular component: cytoplasm; nucleolus. The transcript has 9 exons.
UUUUUCCUUCAAAAAAUCUUCAGGUGAACGAAGCCUCAUCAUCACAGGACUGUGACAGGCCCAGAAUGACGAGGGCCUUCAUCCCCAAAUUUGAUCCUGAUGUCAUUUUGGAAGAUGAGGAAAGUGACUCAGACGAUGACAGUGUUGUCUUUUCCCCCUGUGGUACGUCACCCAAUGACAGCGCUCCCUCUGAUGAAGCUCUCCACCUGAACCAAAUCAAGGAUCCACAGGGUCAAGAUGUGGGCAAAACUGAAGCAUGGAAAACUGACUGGCACAAAAAUUACAUGGUGGCAGUUAGUAGUGACAAGUUUGACAACUUGCUGAAGAUGUGUCCUAAUUUCCAAGGCUGUAAGAACAACAUGGCAGCAUUUGUCUUGAUAAGAGGAAUGGUUAAUCCAGAGGGUUGUCGAUAUGACCAGUAUCAGGUGGUGGCAUUGGGAGCUGGCCAUUCAAGCUGCAACAACUGGCUUUGUUACAAUGGGACCGUGGUCCAUGACUGCCAUGCCAUCGUCAUCGCCAGACGGGCACUUGUGAGGUUCUUGUACAAGCAGCUUCUGCUGUUCUUUGAUGAUAACCCAGCAGGCAAAGGGGCCAGCAUUUUUGAGAGCAGUGCAGAAACCCCCCAGCUUCAGCUGAAAUCUACAGUCAGCCUGCAUCUCUACACAAAUCAGUGUCCUGAAGGAGCUGCCAAGAACUUUUAUUUCAAGAGAUCUGCAAAUAAUGCUUGGAAUGUUGUUAGGCUGCAGUAUCAUGCCAAGAAUGAGCUGAUCCCUGCAGCCUACCUUGAUACGAGUGUCUGGGGAGCCAAAGUCUGCUGCAUGUCUGGAACUGACAAGUUGUGUUGCUGGACUGUCACUGGGGUUCAGAGUGGCCUCCUGAGCCACUUCAUCCAGCCACUGUACAUCACCAGCAUGGUGCUAGGAGGUCAGAUGCUUUCUGGGCAGGUGUCUGAUAUCAUCAAUAACCGACUGGGUGAUGGAUGGGAGGAUCUUCUUCCACCAACAUACAAGAAGCGCAGCAUCUUCUUUGUCUCUGGUGACUACGUGGGGUCUGCCAAGAUCCCCCCCCAGCAUGAUGAUCUCUGUCUGAACUGGUGCCAAGGAGACAAGGAUAUUGAAAUUCUGUGCAGCAGUAAAGGCUUAAUCAUUGAUGGCUCCCCAUUUGUGAGUGGGCCUGGCUUCUCCAGCAGGCUUUGCAAGAGAGCCUUCUACAAGUACUUCUGCAAAGUUGCUGAACUAAGUGGACAUACCUACCUCGUUGAGCUUCAAACGUACCGCAAUGCCAAGGUUGAAGCCAGCGUCUACCAGACAGUAAAAGAUCUGGUCAAGAAUCGGUUUCUUAGCAACGAUGCAGGUCCCUGGAAUUCUAAAAAGCUGGUUGACUGCUUUCGUGCCUGAAAGCCUCCCUGAACAUGGCCACA